Molecule: messenger RNA, 2143 nt
Organism: Rhopalosiphum padi (bird cherry-oat aphid)
Lineage: Eukaryota; Metazoa; Arthropoda; Insecta; Hemiptera; Aphididae
Exons: 1
Coding region: 548-1474 (308 amino acids)
Biological process (GO): tRNA methylation; cytoplasmic translation
Cellular component (GO): cytoplasm
Molecular function (GO): tRNA methyltransferase activity
Source: RefSeq, a predicted model, not a curated record
GCACGGCUUUCGAUAGAUCUAAAGCCGUGUAGAGAAGAUAGAAGAUCGUCUAUACAUCGUGAUCACAAAUCACUGACCAAGAUAUAUAUAAUUUAUAAAAACCUAACUUCGAAAUGUUUAAGAAAUAUAAACUAAUUAUUUCUCGGUAAGAGUAUUGAUUUUUCGACCCCCUUCUUAGGAAUUAAAAAUACUCCCAGCGGUCCCUUCUAUAGGAUUCGUCGAUAAAAAGCGUGGGUUGUGGGUAGUUAAAUUGUACACAUUGAAAUUUCGAGAUUUUAGUGAUUUUACGUAAUAUUUCCGACCCCCUCGAAUUGGGAACAUCUCGAGAUAGAUAAAAAUUCCACAAAUUUUGAUGUAGUUAUCGAUGUUUUCAUUAUUAUUGCCACGCGUGGGCUAUCGGAUCAUGUUAUCAUCAUUGUAUUUACUGUUGAUAAGUGAAUAUUUAAACUUUUUAACAUUAAGCCAUAAGCAGUAAGCACCACCCGUCGACCCAGACUCUCGGGCUUUUGAUUUUGGACGUAUACGUCGCUGACUAGUCCCAGGUAAAAUGGGUAAGUCGUCCAAAGACAAGCGUGACAUAUACUACCGGCUGGCCAAGGAACAGGGCUGGCGGGCCCGGAGUGCGUUCAAGCUGAUCCAGAUCGACGGGCAGUUCAACGUAUUAGACGGCGUCAGCCGAGUGGUGGAUCUGUGUGCGGCCCCGGGGAGCUGGAGCCAGGUGCUGAGCAAGGCGCUGUACUCGGACCGCGACUCUAACGAUGACGUGAAGAUCGUCGCGGUCGACCUGCAGUCAAUGGCCCCGCUGCCCGGCGUCACGCAGCUGAAGGGCGACAUCACUAAGGAGAGCACCGCCAAAGAAAUACUCGCCCAGUUCGACGGCGGCCAGCUGGUGGACCUGGUCGUGUUUGACGGCGCGCCGGACGUCACCGGACUCCACGACCUGGACGAGUAUGUGCAGGCGCAACUGCUGUUGGCCGCCAUGAACAUCACCACUUACCUGCUCAAGCCGGGCGGCACGUUCAUUGGGAAGAUAUUCCGCGGCAAGGACUCUUCGCUGCUCAUUGCCCAGCUCGAGAUAUUCUUUGGCGACGUGGUCGUCGCCAAGCCGUGUAGCUCGCGCAAUUCUAGCAUCGAGUCGUUCGUCGUGUGCCGAAACUUCAAGCUGCCCAACGACUACACGCCCACCAUGGCCAACCCGCUGAUGACCAACGACUCGCGGCCCUGGGACGAGAUGGACGUGCAUCCAGUCAUCACACCGUUUGUGGCCUGCGGUAGUUUGAGCGGCUUUGACGCUGACAAGACAUACCCUUUAGAAAUUGAUGGCUUGCAGUACACGCAGAGGAAUCCUGUACAAGGGCCGAUAGCACCACCGUAUGAGAAAUCAAAGCCAUUGAUAACUACAAAGGGAAUGAGUGUUGUCCAGACACCUAUUGACCAAGCCAUCACCUGCACUGAAAAACUGACGUUGGAUUAAUUUUUAUGUCACCAUAAAAAUAUAUAUAUAUAUAUAUAUAUUCUUUAUUAAAUAUCAAUGUUUAUGAUUUGCAAUAUAUCUACUCAUGUAUUUUGUACCUACUUUUAAUAUUAUUGUUUACUUGUGUUAAUUUCUACAACUUACAAUAAAAACAUACAACUACAUUGUAUUAGUUAAAAAAACAAUUUUAAAAUUUGACCCAUAUAAUGAUUGUAAUUUACAAAAGUAAGCUAAUUACUUAUAAAUUAUUAUUAGGUAUAUUAUAUACCGCAUAUACUGUUAACCUUAUAACUUAUAACCAUAAAAUUUUUGUUACAUAGAAUUCAUUAAUAAUAAUGUUCCUAAUAUAUUUAUAUUAAUUAAUUUACUUUUUAACUAUCAAAAGUUGUUUAAUUGAAUAAGUUUGAAAAGUUUACUCUGUGAGUGUGCUAAAUUCUUGUUUUCUAAAUGUAUUUUAAUACAACACAAACUAUGAUUCUAUACAGAAUUUAAAAAUAAUUUAGUAACCUUUAUGUUUUGGUAUUUAUUUUUAACUUGCGUUAGUAUUAAUCUAUAUUAAAUGUUGAUACUUUCAUAUUUUUAUUGUUGGUUAGUAUGAAUUUAAUUUAAACAGAACCAUUAUAAAAUUAUUUAUUUAUUUAACUAUAAUAAUAAAAUAUAAUAUGAAUG